Molecule: messenger RNA, 3167 nt
Organism: Girardinichthys multiradiatus
Lineage: Eukaryota; Metazoa; Chordata; Actinopteri; Cyprinodontiformes; Goodeidae
Product: toll-like receptor 13
Exons: 4
Coding region: 78-3062 (994 amino acids)
Biological process (GO): immune response; toll-like receptor signaling pathway; inflammatory response
Cellular component (GO): membrane
Molecular function (GO): protein binding; transmembrane signaling receptor activity
Source: RefSeq, a predicted model, not a curated record
GUUUCUAACCAUGAAGCAACCACAUCUCGUCUGCGCCUUGUAAGAGAGAGAAAUACUUUAUUUUCACUUUACAAACCAUGCUUUCCAACCAUGAAAAUGUGAGGAUCGUUAGUGUGUUAGCUCUUCUUUGUGUUACACAAAAAAAGGGCAAAAGUCAAACUCAUCCAUCUUUGGACCAUAAAAUGGCAUCAGAAGAAGCCAAAACAAAAUCAAAAGGAGGAUGCGGAUUUCCCACAAUUACCACAGUGUUUCUUUCACUGUGCAUGAUUUGCUUUCUUCCUCCAGCAAGUGGAUUUUUCCUAAGGAGUUGCAGAAUCAGCAAAACCAAUGCCAUUUGUAAGGAGAAUAAUCUGAAAACUAUUCCCCAAGAUAUUCCCCCAACUGCAACCAACUUGGAUUUAUCUAAAAACCUGAUUGAGAACAUACAAGCAUCAAAUGUCAUGAAUCUACCAGUUCUUUCUUCUUUGGAUCUUUUUCAUAACCACAUUGCGCAAAUAGACAGUGAUGCAUUUGCUGGUUUGAUUUCUCUCCGGUGUUUAGAUCUCAAUCACAACAAACUUACUCAUUUGGGAGACAGAGUCUUCAAUGGGUUGAGAAACCUCACUGAGCUGAGACUUAAUACCAACGGAAUAAAAGUUGUGUCACCUACUGCUUUUCAGUCGUUGACCAGAUUAAAGUAUUUAGAUAUUUCUCACAACAAACUGGAAACGAUUGCAAGUCUUCGGCUCGUGUUGCAGCACAUGCCACAGCUACACAAGCUUGUGGUAAAAGGUAACAGUUUAAAAAGCUUUCACUCUUGGGAACUUACGAACUGCUCUCUGAGUCUUGCUACUCUUGAUCUCUCAGGGAAUCCCUUAAAUGAUUUUAGGAUAACUGCAGAUAUCUUCCCAAAUCUGACUUGCUUUACCAUUGGUGACCCUUUGAGCAAAGCACCAAUGAUAUGGGACGUACGUGAUAAGACCUUCCUGAAGCAAGUGUCCAGCCUGGAUAUCAGUGGCCUUAAUAUGGCUCUCGCGGAUACUGACGCAUUACUCCAAGCAGUGAAUUCGUCACUAAAAUCUUUAAGUAUGAACAGUAUGAAGCUGAAUCUUCGAGAGCUCGUCAACAUUUCUUGCAGCAUUCCAACAAUGUCCACACUGGAGCUUCAAAGCAACAACCUGAAGUUCAUCAGCUCUGAUUUUUUUAAACUCUGCAUUAAUGUAACCGAAUUACAUUUAGAAAGAAAUGUUGUCAAUAAAAUACAGGAAGACGCGUUUUCAUCUCUGGGACGUUUAAGGACACUGUCUCUGAGUCACAACAGACUGUCAUCAGUUCCCAACGCCACAAAAAAUCUGCAAAGUCUUUCCAAACUUGAUCUCAGCUACAACCGUAUCAAAACAGUUGGCUGUCAAGACUUUCAUUAUCUGACGAAGCUUGUUGAGCUAAACCUGCAGAAUAACUCCAUCUCAGCUCUGAAAGACUGUCUUUUCAACAACUUGGUGAGACUUCAAGUUCUAGCUUUACAGUUUAAUCAAAUAAAACACUUAAAAGGAGCUUUUAAAACACAUUUGCCAAAACUUCAAAUCAUGCAUUUGAAUGGAAAUAAACUGACUGAUCUUUUGCCAGGUGAAUUUGGUGGUCUGGAGUCCCUCUUGAAUCUGUCGUUGCAUGGAAAUGAAAUAGCGAACCUUUUUAAUGAGAGUUUUGUUGGAUUGACAAACCUUCUGAAAUUAGAUCUUACAUCAAAUCAGAUCACAAGACAGGGCUUAGACACAGGGGCUUUCAAUGCUCUGACUAACCUGCUGAGACUGGAUUUAAGCAUAAAUCAUAUAAAAUAUGAUGACAGUAUGGCUUUGCGUGAAACCCCGUUUGGUGCACUUUCCAGUUUGGAGGAGUUGUUGAUUCCUUCACAGCACUACAGGUUGAAAUCUCAUCUGCCCGUUAACUUCUUGCAAGGUUUGACAAAUCUUUUGCGUUUCAGUGCUAGAAAUAUUCAGGUAAUCUAUCUGGAUAAAGAUACGUUUAAAUACUGUCCCAGGCUGGAAAAACUUGAUAUUAGUUCAAACGAUUUGGGCACUUUGUCAGCAGAACUGUUUUCCCCGCUUCAAACACUCAAAAGUCUCUACAUAUCCAGGACACAAAUUCGCUCAUUAGAUUUCCUCAUAGAUGCCAACCUGACCAAACUGGAGUUCCUGCAGGCAAGACUUAAUCAGUACUCAGUCAUUACUGAACAUGUAAUGAACUCUCUCCCAUUUCUCCAGUAUGUGGACUUUGAGAAUAAUAGUUUCUCUUGUGACUGUCACAAUGCCUGGUUCCUCACCUGGACAAUUACCAGCAAACAAACACAGGUUGCUAAUGCAUAUAACUUUCUCUGCAACUAUCCAGAUGACUUUAAAGAUAAAAAGCUUUUGGACUUUGCCAUAACAUCCUGCUCACAGGAUAAUGGCUUCAUCUGCUUUGUUUCCACAACAAGCAUGAUCCUUUUUGUCAUGGUUGCAUCUUUUUCUUACCAUUUCAUGAGGUGGCAGCUGUACUCUGCCUAUUACCUUUUCUUGUCUUGGCUCUCUGACACAAAGCAAAAAAAUAAGCAAGCUCCCUGUCAAUAUGAUGCCUUUAUUUCGUACAACUACCACGACGAGCCCUGGGUGAUUGGAGAACUGUUACCUAAACUGGAAGGAGAGCAGGGCUGGAGGUUGUGUCUGCACCAUCGAGACUUUGAACCAGGAAAGCCCAUCAUAGACAACAUCACAGAUGCCAUCUACAGCAGCAGGAAAACCAUCUGUGUCAUCAGCCGCAGAUACCUGGAGAGCGAGUGGUGCUCCAGGGAGGUUCAGACAGCCAGCUUCCGUCUCUUUGACGAGCAGGAAGAUGUACUAAUACUGGUCUUCCUGGAGGACAUUCCCACCUACUUGCUGUCUCCGUAUCACCGCAUGAGGAAGCUCCUGAAGAAGCAAACCUAUCUGAGCUGGCCACGGGCCGCAGACCAGCCAGAGGUGUUCUGGGAGAAGCUGAGGAAGGCUUUGCAGACUGGAAAUGAUCCCUGUGAGGACAAUUUACUCCUCAAUGUAACACAGACACAAUGAUGGGGAGGAAAUGGAAAAUAUAUGUUCAUUGUGAUUAACUGCUUCAUUCUGGAUGAAUAAGAAAGUUGAUCUGAAUGAAACAAAUAAAACAUUUAAUUAACCUUU